Messenger RNA from Magallana angulata, 4046 nucleotides. RefSeq names its product potassium voltage-gated channel protein Shaw-like. Gene Ontology annotation, biological process: potassium ion transmembrane transport; protein homooligomerization. Lineage: Eukaryota; Metazoa; Mollusca; Bivalvia; Ostreida; Ostreidae. The transcript has 4 exons. Bases 677 to 2329 code for a protein of 550 amino acids. The record is from RefSeq and is a predicted model, not a curated record. Gene Ontology annotation, molecular function: protein binding; delayed rectifier potassium channel activity. Gene Ontology annotation, cellular component: voltage-gated potassium channel complex; membrane.
AAGGUUGAAGAGAGACGGGGUUUGCCAUAAGACUGGCUGCUAAUCAAAUACUACUGCAGAUGAUGUUUUACUCCCCUGAAAAUCAAUAGAACUGGCGCUGCAUUGUAUUCACUGUGCAGAACCUACCUUAAUGUCGCGCAAUGGGACAAUUUGUCGGACUGAACAGUCACUGCUAAGGGAAUGGGCAUAUCAGAGCAGCAAAUAAAAGAAAAGUAGAAUUCUAAUCCUUACAGGGAUAUCACACUUCUUUGAGAAUGGGAGCCUAACUCGGCUAUUGCAAAUCCGUGAAGCGCUAGAGCUCUAUAUCGAGCAGCCGGAGGAAUGUGUAGUCAAUAAAUAUAUAUAUGUAUGAAAGAUGAGGGUAAUGAAUCUCACGGAAUAUUCUACUCACAACGGCCAGCGGAUUCUACUGUGUUGAAGAGGCGCCAUAUCCGCUGGGAGAGCCUCCAAAAACAACGGUCUGGCACGUGAUACAGAUCGCUCUAAUAAAAGAAUGGGCCUCUUUUUCGCCAAAUAGAGUAGAAAUGGCAUCACGUCACCGGAUGGGUUUCUGCUACAGUGUCGUCUGUGGACCGAGAUCAACGUCGUUUACAGCUGAUUAAUGCAGAAGGACGCCUAGGUCAGAGCUACUUUUUCAAGAAACCGUUUUGUCAAUUAAUCAAUGUGAACGCCUGCAAUGCAGGAUGAGACAACUCAGGCUAAUAUUUUGGACGAAAUUGGCGCCACCCCGGUUCGUAAGAAUGGGCAUAUUUCUGGGGACAGUGAACGGAUUAUUCUGAAUGUAGGAGGGGUCCGACAUGAGACGCACGUCUCCACUCUACGAACUAUUGCCAACACACGGCUAGCUAGACUGGCCGAGAGACAUUUGAGGCAUAAACAUAGAAGAGAUGAAUAUUUCUUUGACAGACAUCCAUCUGUCUUCAAUUCUGUGAUAGAUUACUAUAGAACGGGUGAAUUACACGUACCUCUCGAAGUAUGCGGCGCAGUGGUGAUGCGGGAGUUGGAUUUCUGGCAGGUGGAUCAACAUGUCAUCAAGGCUUGUUGCUGGCGUCACUACCGGUCUUACAUAGAAAACAAACGCAUUCUAGACUCCUUUCAGCGCAGUCUAAAAAAAGAAACCUUCUCCUUAGAUGUUAGUAAAUUUGAAGGAUGGAAGAAAUUCCAAAUGCAGAUGUGGUUAAUUCUCGAGCAUCCAAGAACUUCCAAAUUAGCAAUGGGAUACGGAGUUAUUUCCCUUCUUUUUGUUGUCGUGUCUAUCCUCGGGUUUUGUUUAGAAACCUUACCGGGUCUAAGACCAAGCAAUAUAUCGGACAACAACACGAACGAGAACUGUCCAGGGAACAAAACAAAAGUGUUAAAACUCAAGGAGAAUGAGGGGCUAUACAUCCUAGACAUUAUUUGUACUGUGUAUUUUACGAUAGAGCUUGUCGUCCGUUUCGUUUUUGCUCCACAAAAGCUGAAGUUCAUUCGCUCAGCUAUGAACAUCAUUGACCUUCUUGCCCUGGUGCCUCUGUAUAUGCAGUUAAUUUUGAACUCCGAUGAAAAUCGCGCUUGCUACAUGAACGAACAGCUUAUCAUUGAAAUCAUGUUUGUAUUACGUAUUGUUCGAAUGUUUCGAAUAUUUCAUUUAGUGAAACAUUACCAGGCGUUAAAAAUCUUAGUGUAUGCGUUAAAGGCAAGUCUGCAAGAACUUCUCAUGCUUGCAAUUUUUCUUAUUAUCGGGAUGUUGAUAUUUUCCUCCUUGAUUUACUAUGCAGAGCGGCAUAACAUAAACUCAGGUGCGCCUGAGACUAUUUCAACCAUUCCUCUUGGGUUUUGGUGGGCGUUAAUCACCAUGACAACCGUUGGCUAUGGAGACAAACACCCGACGACGACUGUUGGUUACAUAGUGGGCACAGCAUGCGCUGUGGCGGGUGUUCUUAUGAUAGCUCUCACAAUUCCAGUUAUAUCCAAUAAUUUUACACUUUUCUAUACACAUGUACGCUCAAAAGGGACAACAGGCCCUCCUUCUUCCGACUCGGAUGAAUCUCUUGCUUCUUCCCUCGAUGACCGGGAUCGAGAAAAGGAGUUUGACGAAAAACGGAAAUUAUCAAGCGGGUCUCUAGUUGUCGAAGCUUACAUGAAUGGAACUCAUGCUAUUCGGAAGUUGACAUCUAAAUCCGGAAGUCCCCAGUAUUCUCCAAUAUUGAGACGAAUUCCGGAAUCGAACUCCUUGAUAGAUAUAUGUGAGCGACGAAUAUGCAACAGUGAAUUCGAUUUUGUUAGAAAUAACAGUAGUAAAGCAAAGAGUGAUGACGGGGUUACAUAUGCAGGGGAAACAACGCUUUGAUAAAGUUCUCCCGGAACAUUAUGGGAUAAUUUUAAACAAAUAUGGUCUGAAUUUCAUAUUAAAUCAUCAUAGUUUAAGAGGCAACAUCAUUAAAUAUUCUAUGCUUACUUUAAUACACGAGUUCUCGUCAAAGUGUUUUAUAUGCUUUUUUGGAUUUUUAACUUUUUAUCAACUAGGUAAAGUCUUAAUUUCAUGUUGCAACUGCUAAACAUUAAAAAGACCUGUUUUUUUUUCUUGCAAGAGAACCCAGUCGAGAUUUCGAUAGAUACUAAAGCAUGACUGAUUAGAUUAAUAGAUAUGAAACCGAUUAUAUCGUACAAAUUUUAAAUAUUUUAUGCUAUGCAAGAUUAAUGUUGUGAAAAGUAGUAAAAGCAGUGGUGGAAUUAAAACUUGAACGCAUUGUUACCAUGAAUAAUAAUAUUUUGUAAUGUACGCCAGGCUCCUUGGACACACUGGGUGCAUCGUCGCAGAUCUUUUUUUUUAUUGCAAGGUGUUUUUUUAAUCUUUAUGAUAUCAAACGAUUGAAAAUGGCAUUGUUCUCUUCAGAGCAAGACUACUACCAGUGUCUCGGUAAAUUGCAUUGGAAUAAACUAGUACUUAUCACAAUUAUCUUGCUAGUUUACAUCAAGUCUUUUCCCAUUGUGGUAAAAACUUUACUAGGGUAUGUAGUUUGGUGAACACGUGAUCAAACUCAUGAGUCACGUGGUUACCCAACCAGAUGAUCCGAUUACUCGCAAAUAGAAAGCUAUAGGUACAGUCGAUGCCAUAAUUGUACACUUAUGUAGUAAAUAUCAUAUACUUAUUAAUAAUUGUUGUUGGGAAAGUGGGUCUAUAUGUACAUGUAUUAAGCAAUUUAUAUUUCAGGACGAUUGAUUGAAUGUUGAUUGUAUUGAUAGAUCUAUACUGUGUCUCAUCAACGAACAUUUAAUGAAUUUUUAUUGUUCACUUUUUUUACUGUUACUCUGCUCAUAGUCACAAUUGAUUUUUUAUACGUGUCUGUUAGUGUGCAAUUAACUGUGUAUUGUUUAACUAAUCAUCUAAGCAUUUAAACUUCCAUUUUUACUUAUCGAUUUUACAUGUAAACAAUGUCACCUUUGAUGAUUUUGGAAUGUGUUAUAGCAGUCCAUUAUAAGUGUUUUCUUCUAUAAGAGCAGAUGAAACUCGUAUGGUAUGUCCGAAGAAAUCACGUGACUUGCAAGAUACGUUUUCGUGUUAAUGAAGCAAUAUUCUACAUACUUGUACAGUACAACAAUCAUGUUGAAGUGUUGAUGUAACUUUUACGUAAGCACUUGGUACUUUGUGUAUACUUGUAAUUUUUUUCUCACUUUUGCUCACUUUGAUAUACAUUUACACACGCAAAUGUGUCCCACCUAAAUUUCACAUGAAAAAAAGCGCCAAUAUUGGAAUUCAAGUGAAAGAGUUUCAAGAUAAGGGUAUAUAAUGACAUGAUUAGCAUAACAUAGCGCAUGAAAGUUCACGUGAUAUUAUGUGAGGCAUGAUUGGGCUGUGUAGACAUUACAAGUGCUCUCACGGUGACUGUGUUUGUAUUGUUUUCUUUAAUCUUUUUUACACAUUGCAGACCAACGCUUCAACUCUGCAUUGGUGUCAGCGCACGAAAACUUCAGAUAAUCAUUCCACUUGAAAUUUUACAAAUUGUUAUACUUUUAUUGUUUAUUUGCUGCUAUUUAUAUCUCAAUAAAAUUGAGUUUAAAGGCUA